Phytophthora sojae is the source of this 782-nucleotide messenger RNA. Its product is annotated as putative hydrolase. Gene Ontology annotation, molecular function: hydrolase activity. NCBI's taxonomy places the organism in Eukaryota, Oomycota, Peronosporomycetes, Peronosporales, Peronosporaceae. The transcript has a single exon. The coding region runs from base 21 to 782 and encodes 253 amino acids. The record is from RefSeq and is a predicted model, not a curated record.
CGCACACAAGUCGCCGAAGAAUGAGCUGCUGCCCCGUGAACAUGGAGCCCGCGAGGGCCACCGCCCCCGCCUCGGGCGCGAUCAAGACCUUCCGCCAGACUAAGCUCUUUGUGACAGGCCCCGCCAAGGCCAAGGCCGGCGUGCUGUCGCUCCCGGACAUUUUCGGCAUCGACAGCGGCCGCGUCCAGCAAGACGCCGAGGCGCUAGGCAAGCUGGGCUACGCGGUGGUGGUCGUGGACGCCGCCGACGGGGACUACAAGACGCCCGACAACAAGGGCGACAUGGCCGCGUGGCUCAACAAGUACAGCUUCGACAACUUCGCGGGCGCGCGCAUCGCCGACGCCAUCGCGUACCUGCAGCAGGAGGCCGGCGUGGAGACCAUCAGCAGCUACGGCUACUGCUGGGGCGGCUACCUGGGCGCGGCCCAGAGCGCGAGCGCCAACCCGAUGAUCAAGGGCCACGUGUCCUUCCACCCGAGCUGGGCGGCGGAGAACAGGAUUCACGGCCCCGGGUCGGUGGAGAAGCUGGCGGAGCGCAUUACGGUGCCGCAGCUGCUGCUGUCGGCCGGCAACGACCCGGACUUCGUGCGUGAGGGCGGCAGCGUGGAGAAGAUCCUCAAGGCCAAGGCCGACGUCGGCAAGCUCAGCGAUGUCGUGGACUUCCCCGACGUUAUCCACGGCUGGGUGAACCGCGGGGACCUCGAGGACCCGACCACCAAGGCCGCUGUGAUGAAGGCGUGGCACGCUGCUGUCAAGUUCACGCAGACUGUUAACCCUCUGUAA